AUGGGUUCAGUUCUAGCGAAUGGAACCAGGGCUGUAGCCCUUAACAUCUUUGGACAUAAAGUUCAAGGGGGUAUGCAGGACAUGGGCAUGAUCUCCACAGCAGUAGUGUUCGUAGUACAGAUGUUCUUGUGCCAGGUGGUGGAUACACGCCCAGAAGUAGAAUACAUAACACUUGAAAUGUUUCUAAGAACUAGUGUUAUUGUAAGAACAGGAAGUGCUCCUCCAAGCAGUAUGCUCCUCUUUCCUCCUAUUGAAAUAAAGAUGGAAGAUGAAAAGAAAGAGAACAGAUUUGCGGCUGAGCUGGAUGAAUAUGGAUCAGAUACAAUGAGUGAAAUAAAUAUUGUUGGGCGGAUUAUCUUAAAUAUUUGGAGAAUGAUGAGAAACGAGGUGAAUCUAAUGAACUACACUUUUGAAAACGUGGGCUUUCAUGUUCUUCAUCAACGUUUUCCUUUAUUUACUUUCCGAGUUCUGUCUGAUUGGUUUGAUAAUAACGCAGAUGUCUACAGAUGGAAAAUGGUUGAUCAUUAUGUUAGCCGGGUCCGUGGGAAUCUCCAGUUGUUGGACAAACUGGAUUUGAUUGACAGAACAAGUGAAAUGGCAAGACUUUUUGGCAUUCAGUUCUUACAUGUAUUAACAAGAGGCUCCCAGUAUCGUGUGGAGUCUAUGAUGCUGCGUAUUGCAAAGCCAAUGAAUUAUAUUCCUGUGACACCCAGUAUCCAGCAGCGAGCUCAAAUGAAAGCCCUGCAGUGUGUCCCCUUGAUAAUGGAGCCAGAAUCCCGCUUCUACAGCAAUGCUGUUCUUGUAUUAGACUUCCAGUCGUUAUAUCCUUCCAUUGUGAUAGCAUACAACUACUGUUUUUCAACCUGCCUGGGACAUGUUGAAAACUUAGGAAAAUACGAUGCAUUCAAAUUUGGCUGUACAUCUCUCAGAGUACCUCCUGACUUACUUUACCAGAUUAGGCAUGAUAUCACAGUGUCACCCAGUGGAGUAGCUUUUGUCAAGCCUUCAGUAAGAAAGGGUGUGCUGCCAAGAAUGCUAGAAGAAAUCUUGAAGACUAGGAUAAUGGUGAAGCAGUCAAUGAAGGCUUAUAAGCAUGACAAGGCUAUAACUCGAAUGCUUGAAGCUCGUCAGUUGGGUCUUAAAUUUAUAGCUAAUUUUACAUUUGGUUAUACUGCUGCUAAUUUUUCUGGAAGAAUGCCAUGCGCUGAGGUUGGGGAUAGCAUUGUGCACAAAGCCAGAGAAACAUUGGAGCGUGCUAUAAAACUGGUGAACGAUACAAAAAAAUGGGGUGCUCACGUUGUGUAUGGGGAUACUGACAGCAUGUUUGUACUCUUGAAAGGAGCCACGAAGGAGCAGUCUUUUAAGAUUGGUCAAGAAAUUGCUGAAGCUGUAACAGCAACAAACCCCAAACCCGUUAAACUGAAGUUUGAAAAGGUCUACUUGCCAUGUGUCCUGCAAACGAAAAAGAGGUACGUGGGUUACAUGUAUGAAACGCUGGACCAGAAGGACCCAGUAUUUGACGCAAAAGGCAUAGAGACUGUCCGAAGGGACUCCUGUCCUGCUGUUUCCAAGAUACUUGAGUGUUCUAUCAAGCUGCUGUUUGAAACACGGGACAUAAGUCAGAUCAAACAGUACGUUCAGAAUCAAUGCAUGAAGUUACUGGAAGGAAAAGCCAGCAUGCAAGACUUCAUCUUUGCAAAAGAGUACAGAGGGAGCUCAGCUUACAGACCUGGCUCCUGUGUGCCAGCCCUGGAAAUCACCAGGAGAAUGCUCGCCCAUGACCGUCGCUCUGAACCACGAGUUGGGGAGCGAGUGCCCUACGUCAUUGUGUACGGCAUGCCCGGGCUGCCCCUGAUUCAGCUGGUGAGGCGGCCCAUUGAAGUCCUGCAGGAUCCCAGCCUGAGGCUGAAUGCUGCCUACUACAUCACCAAACAGAUUCUGCCGCCGCUGGCGAGGGUCUUCUCGCUUAUUGGCAUAGACGUCUUCAGCUGGUACCGUGAGUUGCCACGGAUUCAAAAGGCUGCUGCCUCGGCUGCCCGCAGUGAGCUAGAAGGACGCAAAGGCACAAUCUCCCAGUAUUUCACGACCUUACACUGUCCCGUGUGCGAUGAACUGACCCAGUAUGGGAUCUGUAAUAAAUGCAGAAGCCAGCCACAGCACGUGGCAGUGAUUCUCAACCAAGAAAUCCGAGAGCUGGAGCGUAAGCAAGAACAGCUGGUCAAGAUAUGCAGGAACUGUACGGGCUGCUUUGAUCGACAGAUCCAGUGUGUCUCCCUCAACUGCCCCGUACUUUUCAAGCUCUCCAGAGUAAGCAGAGAACUGUCAAAGGCUCCGUAUCUUCGCCAGCUGCUUGACCAGUUUUAA
Molecule: messenger RNA, 2364 nt
Organism: Cariama cristata (Red-legged seriema)
Lineage: Eukaryota; Metazoa; Chordata; Aves; Cariamiformes; Cariamidae
Gene: REV3L
Product: REV3-like, polymerase (DNA directed), zeta, catalytic subunit
Exons: 15
Coding region: 1-2364 (787 amino acids)
Biological process (GO): double-strand break repair via homologous recombination; error-prone translesion synthesis
Cellular component (GO): zeta DNA polymerase complex; nucleus
Molecular function (GO): DNA-directed DNA polymerase activity; nucleotide binding; DNA binding
Source: RefSeq, a predicted model, not a curated record